Molecule: messenger RNA, 842 nt
Organism: Talaromyces proteolyticus
Lineage: Eukaryota; Fungi; Ascomycota; Eurotiomycetes; Eurotiales; Trichocomaceae
Exons: 1
Coding region: 278-760 (160 amino acids)
Source: RefSeq, a predicted model, not a curated record
GACAAAGGAUUGUUGAGUGAUCCUGGGCAGGAGCAGGUGACCCUCUUUGUCGGCAGCUGCUUCCCAUCUCCAUCUUUUUCUCCCUCUUUCUCUUUCCAUCCCGUCUUAUCUUCUCACAUCAAGAUCCACCAGCAUCCCUAUUUUAUCCAACCACUCUAUAUCUAAACAGUCUACGCACCAUCAGCUACCCUUCUUUCUUUCUUUCUGUGCAUCACCAUUUAUAGUCCUAGCACCGGCCAUACUCGACGCAUUCCUCGACUAUCUCAACCACACCACCAUGCGGCAUCACCUCAUGCUAUCCGAACUAGCAUCACCCCCUCCCCAAACCGCCGACCAAGUUGUCCAGUCCCUUCAAGCCCUGCAUCUCAUCGAGGCCGGUUCUCGGCCCAGCCUCGAGGACUACUAUCCCAACAUCAUCCCAAUCGAAACAUACAUCCAAACUCGACCGUCCGCCACGCCCCUGCCCUCAUCCAUCUUCCUGUAUUCCAAAGUCGCAGAGAUGCGGAAAACAAUAUUUGAGCCGGUCCGCGAGAGGCUGGGACAAUUGCUGCUGGAGUCGUUAGGGGAUAGGCUCAAGGAUGCCAGUUAUGAUAUGGUGAUGCUGGAUAAUAAGAUCCUGCCAUCUGUGUUUAUUUUUGUGGAACGUGCGACGGUCUUGGAUUGGGCGAGACUGGAGAGUCAGGUUAGAGCGAUUCUGGCGCAGGCUGUUGGGAAAUGUGGCUUUAUGAUUGACGUGAAGUUUCACAUUGCCCACACAUGACUGAGUACGGGAGAUAGUAUACGUCGGUAUAUCAGUUACCCUAGUCCUAAGACGGAAAGUAACAGUGUUAGAGGAAAAUACA